This is a messenger RNA of Anopheles maculipalpis, 523 nucleotides long. RefSeq names its product troponin C (gene TpnC25D). The transcript is spliced from 5 exons. The record is from RefSeq and is a predicted model, not a curated record. Lineage: Eukaryota; Metazoa; Arthropoda; Insecta; Diptera; Culicidae. Gene Ontology annotation, molecular function: calcium ion binding; enzyme regulator activity. The coding region runs from base 41 to 508 and encodes 155 amino acids.
UCAAUCAAUAUCCACACGCCUGGAACCAUCAGCCACCAAGAUGUCGGAUUUUGUUGAUGAGGAGGAACAGAGAAUGCUGAUCAUGCGCAAGGCAUUCCAGAUGUUUGACACGCAGAAAACCGGCUUCAUCGAGACGAUCAAGAUCUCGACCAUUCUCAACACGAUGGGCCAGCUGUUCGACGAAGGCGAGCUGCAGGAUCUGAUCGAUGAGGAGGAUCCGGAAAGUACGGGGCGCGUCAACUUUGACGGGUUCGCGAACAUUGCCUCCAACUUCCUGCAGGAGGAGGAAGACGCGGAAGCGAUGCAGCAGGAGCUGAAAGAAGCCUUCCGGUUGUAUGACCGUGAGGGUAACGGCUACAUCACCACUAGCACGCUGAAGGAAAUUCUGAAGGCACUGGACGAUAAACUGUCCAACGAAGAUCUAGACGGCAUCAUCGGGGAAAUCGAUACGGAUGGUUCCGGAACGGUAGAUUUCGAUGAGUUCAUGGAGAUGAUGACGGGUGAAUAAGUGCUUCCGAUGACC